AUGCUCUCUUGCGGAAACCUUGCCCUAAUCCUCAUUGCUGCCAGCUUGCAGGGGGCUGUGGCUUCCCUCUCAUCGGGCUGCGGCAAAGCUGUAGGCACCGGCAGUGGCACCAAAUCCACGACAGUAAACGGCAAGACGCGGCAGUACAUCCUGCAGCUUCCGGCCAAUUACAAUGCCAGCACCGGUUACAAGCUCAUUUUUGGGUACCACUGGCGUGGUGGAACUAUGAAUGAUGUCGCCCCCGGCUACUAUGGCCUGCGGGAUUUAGCACGGGAGACAGCUAUCUUCGUCGCACCACAGGGCCUGAACAACGGCUGGGCCAAUAGCGGAGGAGAAGACCUCACAUUCACCGACCAGAUGAUAGAUUAUAUAACUUCCAACACCUGUGUCGAUGAAGACCAGGUCUUUUCCACGGGGUGGAGUUAUGGAGGCGCUAUGACCUUCGAGCUAGCUUGCUCCCGUCCAAAUGUCUUCAAGGCAGUAGCCGUUAUCGCUGGGGCUCAGCUCAGCGGAUGCGACGGAGGUACCACGCCAAUCCCGUACCUCGGCAUCCACGGCGUGGUCGACAGCGUUCUCCCCAUCAGUCUUGGCCGAGGUCUGCGCGACAAGUUUCUUCAGCUUAACGGCUGUGCUUCAAAGAACACUCCCGAGCCCGCCGGCGGCUCCGGCACGCACGUCAAGACAACGUACGACUGCAGACCCGGCUUCCCAGUCUGGUGGAUUGCUCAUUCUGGUGAUCAUGUCCCAGACCCCAAAGACGCCGGCCAGAGCCAAUCGUGGGCACCCGGAGAAACUUGGAGUUUCUUCACCCAGCCGGGCUUGAAAGGGCAGAGCGGCACUGGCGGUGGCAGCAGCAGCAGCAGCAGCAGUGUACCGACAACGUCCAUCACAACUUCCUCCACUAUUCCAACUACAACAACGGUUGGUGGUGGCUGCUCUGUCAGAUACAGCCAAUGUGGCGGUAUUGGAUGGUCAGGGCCAACAUGUUGCCAGAUAGGAACCAUGUGUAACUACUUGAAUGAUUGGUAUUCCCAGUGUCUUUAG
Molecule: messenger RNA, 1044 nt
Organism: Trichoderma asperellum CBS 433.97
Lineage: Eukaryota; Fungi; Ascomycota; Sordariomycetes; Hypocreales; Hypocreaceae
Biological process (GO): carbohydrate metabolic process; proteolysis
Cellular component (GO): extracellular region
Molecular function (GO): feruloyl esterase activity; serine-type peptidase activity; cellulose binding
Source: RefSeq, a predicted model, not a curated record